This is a messenger RNA of Puma concolor (puma), 1119 nucleotides long. NCBI's taxonomy places the organism in Eukaryota, Metazoa, Chordata, Mammalia, Carnivora, Felidae. The record is from RefSeq and is a predicted model, not a curated record.
CGCCCCGGAAGUGAUCUGCGGCGGCUGCUGCAGAGCGGCCAGGAGGAGGGUGGAUCUCUGGAGAGCGGAGCGCCCCUAGUCCUCCUCCUCCUCCUGCCGCCCAGGCUCCGCCGCCGCCCGUCGGACUCGUCCUUCUGCCUCUCGCGGCGGGGAACCUCCCAGACGACCAGGGCUGAGCUCUCUCCGGCCGAAGCCAGCUCAGUCGCGGCUUCCGGAGCCCGCGGGGCGGCAGACCGGCUUGCGGUGCAGGACCCAUGUUGCCUUUUUCUCUCUGGGUCACAUUGCCUCACUGGCAUGCAGUUCAUCCUUGAGAGGUUUUGGGAUGCCUUGCUGUGAAGACCCUCAAGCCUCACCCUCUGGUAAAUUGAUGGCACCUUGAUGGCAGAGCUUGGGCAGGAGAUUCUUCUUAAGCCUUUGCUGAAAACUCUUUGACACAAGAUGGCUGCAAAUAAGCCCAAGGGUCAGAAUUCUUUGGCCUUACACAAAGUCAUCAUGGUGGGCAGUGGUGGUGUGGGCAAGUCCGCUCUGACUCUACAGUUCAUGUAUGAUGAGUUUGUGGAGGACUACGAGCCUACCAAAGCGGACAGCUAUCGGAAGAAGGUCGUGCUGGAUGGGGAGGAAGUGCAGAUCGAUAUCUUGGAUACAGCUGGGCAGGAGGAUUACGCUGCAAUUAGAGACAACUACUUUCGGAGCGGGGAGGGUUUCCUCUGUGUCUUCUCGAUUACAGAAAUGGAAUCCUUUGCAGCCACAGCCGACUUCAGGGAGCAGAUCUUAAGAGUAAAAGAAGAUGAGAAUGUUCCAUUUCUGCUGGUUGGUAACAAAUCAGAUUUAGAAGAUAAAAGGCAGGUUUCUGUAGAAGAGGCGAAAACCAGAGCCGACCAGUGGAAUGUCAACUAUGUGGAAACAUCUGCUAAAACUCGAGCUAAUGUUGACAAGGUAUUUUUUGACUUAAUGAGGGAAAUUCGAGCCAGAAAAAUGGAAGACAGCAAAGAAAAGAAUGGAAAAAAGAAGAGGAAAAGUUUAGCCAAGAGAAUCAGAGAAAGAUGCUGCAUUUUAUAAUCGAAGUCCAAACUCCUUUCUUAUCUUGACCAUACUAAUAAAUAUAAUUUAUAAGCAUUG